Messenger RNA from Rangifer tarandus platyrhynchus (Svalbard reindeer), 1185 nucleotides. Lineage: Eukaryota; Metazoa; Chordata; Mammalia; Artiodactyla; Cervidae. The record is from the annotation of a GenBank genome assembly.
AUGCUCCUCCGGAGGCUGAGGCGGCUCUCUUGGGGCAGCACUGCUGUCCAGCUCUUCAUCUUAACAGUGGUGACCUUCGGUCUGCUGGCCCCGCUGGCCUGCCACCGGCUUCUCCACUCUUACUUCUACCUGCGCCACUGGCAUCUGAACCAAAUGAGCCAAGAGUUCCUACAGCAAAGCUUGAAAGAAGGUGAAGCCGCCCUGCACUACUUUGAGGAGCUGCCCUCUGCCAACGGCUCGGUGCCCAUCGUCUGGCAGGCCACGCCGCGGCCCUGGCUGGUCAUCACCAUCAUCACUGUGGACAGACAGCCUGGCUUCCACUACGUCCUGCAGGUGGUAUCCCAGUUCCACCGGCUCCUUCAACAGUGUGGCCCCCAAUGCGAGGGGCACCAACUCUUCCUGUGCAAUGUGGAGCGGAGCGUGAGCCACUUCGAUGCCAAGCUGCUGUCCAAGUACGUCCCCGUGGCCAACCGCUAUGAGGGCACCGAGGACGACUAUGGCGACGACCCUUCCACCAACUCGUUUGAGAAAGAGAAGCAGGACUACGUCUAUUGUCUGGAAUCCUCCCUGCAGACCUACAACCCAGACUACGUCCUGAUGGUGGAAGAUGAUGCCGUCCCAGAGGAGCAGAUCUUCCCAGUCCUGGAGCACCUUCUGCGGGCUCGCUUCUCUGAGCCGCACCUCCGAGACGCCCUCUAUCUGAAGCUCUAUCACCCUGAGAGGCUCCAGCACUACAUCAACCCGGAGCCCAUGCGGAUCCUGGAGUGGGUCGGUGUCGGCAUGCUGCUGGGGCCCUUACUGACAUGGAUGUACACGCGGUUUGCCAGCCGCCCGGGCUUUAGCUGGCCGGUCAUGCUCUUCUUCUCCGUGUACAGCAUGGGUCUGGUGGAGCUGGUGGGCCGGCACUACUUCCUGGAGCUGCGGCGGCUGAGUCCUUCACUGUACAGCGUGGUCCCCGCAUCGCAGUGCUGCACCCCCGCGAUGCUCUUCCCUGCCCCCGCAGCCCGUCGGACCCUCACCUACCUGUCCCAGGUUUACUGCCACAAGGGCUUUGGCAAGGACAUGGCACUGUACUCACUGUUGAGGGCCAAGGGGGAGCGGGCCUACGUGGUGGAGCCCAAUCUUGUGAAACACAUCGGACUCUUCUCCAGCCUUCGGUACAACUUUCACCCCAGUCUGCUCUAG